GAUAAAUCUGGUCACACAAAUUCUGCUAGUUACGUCGGUUGCGUUUUUAGAAACUAACUAAAUUUAGUUUUAUUCACUAAAAAUGUUGCCCAUAGCGCGAGGGAUAUUCACUGGCUUGGCUAGCAUAACGCGCAGCAGCCGGGGCGCUACUUUGCACACAGUUAGCGCCUUCAGGGGCAAGGCAGAAACAGCAGCAGCAGCAGCAGCGGAAAACGAAGCAGGGGCCGGCGAUGGCGAAGAGGAGCCAACAAGCUCUGGCCCGGACCCCAAAGAUCGCACCCAAGUGAUACCCGUGGAGACAUCAAUACGUUAUCUGAAGAGUGCCGCCUACAAGCAGACCUAUGGCGAGGAUUACGUGUGGACUCAAUAUCGGCGCAACCACAAAGGCAUGUAUGCGCCGCGUAUGACCCGCAAGACCUGCAUUCGCCAGGGCAAAAUCUCCACCGGCAAUCCUUGUCCCAUUUGUCGGGAUGAGUAUCUUGUGCUGGAUUACCGCAACACGCAACUGCUGGAGCAGUUUAUAUCGCCCCACAGUGGCGAUGUGCUCAGCUACUCGAAGACGGGUCUCUGCCAGAAGAGUCAUUUGCGUUUGAAAGUGGCGGUGGAGCAGGCCCGGGAUUCUGGCCUUAUUACCUACGAUGUGCCAUUCAGAGAGUACGACUACAACGAGUUCUAUGGCCAGCAAAAGUCCUAAUAUUAGUUAAUCAUGUUUAAAUAAACGAUUGUUAAA
Drosophila obscura is the source of this 730-nucleotide messenger RNA. RefSeq names its product 28S ribosomal protein S18b, mitochondrial (gene mRpS18B). Gene Ontology annotation, biological process: mitochondrial translation. The record is from RefSeq and is a predicted model, not a curated record. Gene Ontology annotation, molecular function: structural constituent of ribosome. Lineage: Eukaryota; Metazoa; Arthropoda; Insecta; Diptera; Drosophilidae. Gene Ontology annotation, cellular component: mitochondrion; ribosome. Bases 83 to 694 code for a protein of 203 amino acids. The transcript has 2 exons.